Molecule: messenger RNA, 2280 nt
Organism: Striga asiatica
Lineage: Eukaryota; Viridiplantae; Streptophyta; Magnoliopsida; Lamiales; Orobanchaceae
Source: the annotation of a GenBank genome assembly
CCCAAGUCUUGUGCCAACAGCCACAGACCAAGUUUUCCCAACCCAAGUAAGGCCCAACAAAAUCUUUCAUUUCCAUUUUCCAUCACGACACGUACACUGUACACACACACUAACACACGGCGGCUCUUCCCUAGGACACCACCGUGCGUUUGUCGGAGCCGCCGAGGGCUGCCACCACACUCGGCUGUGCAGAGCCUAGAAACUGGAUCGACCUGCAAGUAAUUUUAAAACAAUAUUCUUGUUUUCUUCAAAAAUCAAGAAUUUUGCUACUUUUGGAUUGGGAUUUGGGAGCUCGCAGAUUACACUGAAAAUCAGCUGCAUUUAUGCCUGGUUGUAAUCUUUUCAUGCUUUUUCUUGAGAGAAGCUUGUAAGAAUCCCAUUUUAAUGGCUGCUUCAAGUCCAGAUGUAGAGCUUCCAUUGGAUAAAUUAUCAUUGGAUUGUAUCAAUAAAGAUGGUUUAUCAAGUUCAGGGAGCAAGGGGAAGCUUUAUGUCGUUUUGGUAUCAACUGGGAGUUUUAAUCCUCCUACAUAUAUGCACUUGCGCUGUUUUGAGUUGGCAAGAGAUUACCUAAUUUCAAAAGGCUUUUGUGUCAUUGGGGGUUAUAUGUCACCUGUAAAUGAUGCAUACAAGAAAAAGGCAAGUCAAAGCUCCUACCAACGCACGUUAACGGUGUUGUCUAGAGUUGGGGAAUCAUUACGCAAGAGUAAAAUUGUAUCCAGUGAGUCGCUUAAAGUCUUGCUCGUCUGUGGUUCUGAUCUGUUAAAAUCUUUCGGUAUUCCUGGAUUUUGGAUCCGUGACCAGGUUAGGACCAUUUGUCGAGACUUUGGGUUGAUUUGCAUACGGAGAGAUGGCCAAGAUGUUGAGAAUAUCAUAUCUAAGGAUGAUAUUUUGAUCGAGUACAAGGAUAAUAUCAUAAUCGUUGAUGAAGUGGUACCAAACGGCAUCAGUUCAACCGGGCUGAGAGACUGCAUUUCAAGAGGAUUGUCAGUGAAGUAUUUGACAGCUGAUGAAAUGUCAAUCGACUCCAGGGCAUUGGUCGUCUCUGACCCGUCAGCAUUAAGGCAUGUUGGACAAAAGUAUCCCUUUGUAAAGGAAGAGGUACAUAAUGGUCCAGUCCAUGGUCAGAACCCCGCGUCAAUGAUAAACCACUCGCAGAAACUUCAGGAUGACUUGCAGGAACUUGGUCAAAGAAUUAAGCACCAUGAAGACAAUAUCAAAUGUUUAAAAAAUCUGAAGAAUAAAUUAGAUGACUCAAUCCUUGAUAUGCAAGUUGCUAUUGGGAAAUAUCAUACAGCAAAAUUUCCUAGAGGCGAAAAUGAAGGCCCUGUCCCGAUGGAGAGUGAGGAAGACAUACUUCAGCAGAUCUUGAAGUACGAGAAUUCUGCAGCAGCCUUGUUGUGUAAGAUGAAAUAUAACCGUGAGGCGCAGGCCUCUGAUCACUCAUUGACUGAAGAUGUGCUCGGUGUUGUUGCUAUACUUGGCAAAGUUGGUGAUGCUAACCUUAGCAGGCUUCUGUCAGAGUAUUUGGGUUUUGAAACCAUGCUAGCAGUGGUCUGCAAGACCUAUGAAGGAGUCAAAGCUCUCGAGGGAUACACCAAAGAUGGUUCAAUUAACAAAGGUUCAGGCAUUCAUGCCCUAGCUGCAUUAGCUGGACGGCCUCUGGAUGACCGAUUCCUCAUCAUUUGUCUUGAAAAUCUAAGACCAUAUACUGGUCAGAUAAUAACUGAUGACCCCCAACGGAGGCUUGAUCUUCUGAAGCCAAGAUCAACUAGUGGGGAAACUCCUGCCGGCUUUCUUGGUUUUGCUGUCAAUAUGGUGACAAUUGAUGGCACUUACUUAUAUUCUACCUCAAAAAACAAACACAGUCUGAGAGAGACGCUAUUCUACAACCUUUUCUUGGAUUUGCAAGUAUACAGAUCAAGAGACGACAUGCUAAAGGCUCGACCUUAUAUUGCCCAUGGAGCCAUAUCUCUCGAUGGAGGGAUUAUAAAAAGUCCCGGGAUGUUCUCCUUGGGUCAUCACAAGGAUAUAGAUGUCAAGUUUCCUAGUGACUCCAAAAGGAGUCUCCCAGCGACCUAUUUUGAAAUUGAAAAUAAACUUAAGGAGACGAAGUGGAAGAAGGAACGAGCAGGAGAAGAUAUGCAGAGAGAGCUAGCUCUGUUAGAUCAUACAAAGCUCAACUAUGAAAUAAAAAAGAAGGAAUUUGUCCAGUUUAUUGCUGAAAGUGGAUCAUAUGCUGCUCAGAAAAUGGAAAUAUUGCAUUUCUUAUCCGACUAUUGA